Messenger RNA from Aspergillus fijiensis CBS 313.89, 1866 nucleotides. RefSeq names its product TCP11 family protein. The transcript is spliced from 2 exons. The coding region runs from base 1 to 1866 and encodes 621 amino acids. NCBI's taxonomy places the organism in Eukaryota, Fungi, Ascomycota, Eurotiomycetes, Eurotiales, Aspergillaceae. The record is from RefSeq and is a predicted model, not a curated record.
AUGGACCUUCAAAAAACGAAGGAGGCCCGCCGGGAUACGCCGGGCAAGCAGGAGGAAAGCGCCGACUGUCCGUUGGAAGCCUAUGGAGGAAGCGGCCAUACGAAAGAGUCGCCCAAGAACGAUUCGCUAGACCAUCGCGAUACGAACGAACGUCCUGAUCCCGCGGACGCGCGCCAACAACGGCACCCGGGCAGUUCUACUUACUGCGAAGAUGCUUCGCAGUCUCCGCCUGCAACAGCGCUCCUAGCGCCAGCCAGACCAUCAUCUUCAUCGUCGAAGACCCUUGACAUUCCGCCCGCGUUUGGGCUUCGUUCCGAGGAACAUAGGCUGCUGCUGACCGCCAAGCGCUAUCCCCCAGUAACGAAAAGCACGCUGAGUGAGCUGGAUCUCCCAUGCAUCAUGAGCAACAUCAACCUGCGCAUGGAUGCGAACUUCGACCGGGACCUGCAUUUCAAGCCCGACCUCGACGGGGAGAAAGGGAGGCGGAAGCGGAAAGAGGCGGCGGAUUACUGGGAGGCCAUGGCCGUGGAGAUUUCGAUCUACGCGUUCUACUCGUCGCCCGAAGCUGCCGGCCUAGCCGCGGAUGCGCGGACUGACCAGCGACAGGCCUUCGAGCCCCGACUCCCUGCCAUGUUCGACACCUUGCAGGAUGUGUUGAAGACGUUGGUGCCCGAACGCGAUCAUCCGGGGGUGGUGCAGAACCUCGAGGUGCCGCUACUCAUGCAGCAGAUCCAAAAGGGGGUGCUGGAUAUGGUCCGGGUGGCCGCCUGGCUGGCAGGGCUGCUCAAGACGCAUUGUGCCCCGAUGCGGGAUGAAUGGGCGGAUCGAAUGGUGGAGCAGAUCCGGUCCGGGUCGCAGUCGCAGAAUCCGAUGGAGAUUGUCGGCGGCCUCCAGACGUUGUUCGCGAUCCUGGAGGCCAUGAAAUUGGACGUUGCGAACCACCAGAUCCGCGCCUUUCGGGUGCUGCUGAUUGAGGACACUGUUCCGUUUCUGCAGGAGUAUUUCCGGGGCAAGAUUGAGAGGGAUAACUUCCGGGUCGACUCGUCGCGACUUUGGUAUCUGGAGACCCGGGAGCGGGAAUUGCGACAGAUGGACAAGGCCGCACAGACGGACGGAUUCUGGCCGAUCUCGGUGCUGUUUCAGGGAGUGUCCGACUUGUUACUCCAGUUUCACCCCCCGGACGCCUUUCCGGAAACCUUUGUGUUCGACUCGGACCGCUUGUGGCAGCUCCGGACCUGUCUUCAGAACCUGAUCAACCUGGACAUCUGCUGGUUCAUCUUCGAGUCCUACAUCCAUACGCAGAAACGCUACCUGUCGGCCCCCGCCCAGACAUACGCCACCUUCCGGUCACGCAUUGGAUCGUUGAUGGAGGAGAACGAGGACUGCCUGCGGGGGUCGGUGCAGUGGGUGCAGAACGUGCGGUGCAUCGGGCUGGAAAUUGCUCGGUUCGCGUGUGCCGCCUGCUGCAGCGAGGGCAGCACGGUCUCGGACGAGGUGAUCACGCAGAUCGAAAGCGCGCUGGAGUGGCACCUGUCGAACGAAUCGGGGCUGUUUCAGUACUUCCAGGCCUCGCUGCGCGAGAAGUUGCUGGCGGCGUCGUUCGCGGCGGCGAAGAAGUACCUGAACAUGUCGCCGCUGGCGAUCUGCGAGUCGCAGCGCAAUUUCUCCCACACGGCGACCGCCAUGCUGGGCCAUCCCCAGCACUAUGACGUCGAGCGCAUCUCGAUGCGGCUGGCGCAUAUGGGGGUGCUACACUGGCGGGUGUGGGCGCCGAUUCUGUAUGUGCGCGAGAGCGUGUCACCGACUGACGUGGCGAUUAUCCCGUCGAACGAGGGCUAUGACGUGGCACGUUCCGCGACUCUAUGA